UAUGCGGAAGCAGUUGAAUUGCGUCAGCUAGAGCUCCGCUUCCUAGCGUGUCUCAACGUAGAGAAAAGGCCAUCAUGACUCGUGGGCAGCAGAAGAUUCAGUCUCAACAGAAGAACGCCAAGAAAGCAGCUGAGAAGAAGAAAGGUCAAGGAGCAGAUCAGAAGACUGCAGCCAAAGCAGCUUUGGUGCACACAUGUCCUGUCUGCAGGACACAGAUGCCAGACCCCAAGACGUUUAAACAGCAUUUUGAAAGCAAACACCCAAAGUCUCCAAUGCCUCCUGAGCUCAUGGAUGUUCAAGCUUAAAGGACACAAGCAAUUAACAUGGACCUAAAACAGGGACCCUGUGGUAAGAGACAUGACUCAACUCGCUGUAUUACACAAACAUUGACCAUGGCAGAUGUGGACAGGAUGACGAGAUCUUAAGAGUGUACUCAAGCACACCAGCACUCAUUUGUUUUUUUUAAAUAUUUGAUAUGUGCAUAUUGCCUCCAUCUUCUCCAAGUGUGCAGUGUGACCUAACAGCCUCUCAUUGCCAUGUGCUGUAACUCUUAAUUUAUUCACCACUAAUGACAAACCAUCUUAUCCCUCGCCCUGUGGAUUUGUCCUUGUAGAAUGAUUUUUAGAAUAUUAUUAGGUGCUCUCCACCAUAUUUUCUAAAAGAUGCCUGUAAAUGCCUUGAUCUUUUAACUGUGAAACUAUAUUGAGAGUUGCACCUGUGUGCAUUAUUAAUAAUAGUGACCAGGAUUGGGAUUGAAUUGCAUUGAUUGCUUGAAAUGAUCACAAAUGCGAUUAGAAAUGUACCCGUUAAAGUAGACAGAACAAUAUGAUGUUGAAUCAGUGCCCAUGCUUUUCUUACAUUCUUUUCUAAAGUUUUCAAUAAAUGUAUAUGCAUAUAAUCAACAUCUGUAUCAUUAUGACUCACAAGAACAUCUACAGAAAUUGAACAUUUGGAAACUUUAUGAUUUUUUUUGUUGUUAGAAAUUAUGAAGUUCAGUGAUUCUAGAACGCAUUACUUGAUUGUAACAGCAUGAUAAUUGUGAAACCAAACGGAAAUAUGUGCAUAUGCGAGGCACAGCUAUGAUGUUAUCAGUUACAAUCACUAAAUUCACUGUGAAAAUCAACAACCUUUCAGCAUUGAAUUCAUUUCACACAAUGUCCAAGCAAGCUUUAAGAUAUUGUCAACAAAUGCU
Messenger RNA from Xyrauchen texanus (razorback sucker), 1192 nucleotides. Its product is annotated as zinc finger protein 706-like. The transcript is spliced from 4 exons. The record is from RefSeq and is a predicted model, not a curated record. Lineage: Eukaryota; Metazoa; Chordata; Actinopteri; Cypriniformes; Catostomidae. Bases 75 to 305 code for a protein of 76 amino acids.